Phanerochaete carnosa HHB-10118-sp is the source of this 1596-nucleotide messenger RNA. RefSeq lists its product as uncharacterized. NCBI's taxonomy places the organism in Eukaryota, Fungi, Basidiomycota, Agaricomycetes, Polyporales, Phanerochaetaceae. Gene Ontology annotation, cellular component: mitochondrial degradosome. Gene Ontology annotation, biological process: RNA catabolic process; mitochondrial RNA 3'-end processing. The record is from RefSeq and is a predicted model, not a curated record. Gene Ontology annotation, molecular function: ATP binding; RNA helicase activity; hydrolase activity, acting on acid anhydrides. The transcript has 2 exons. The annotation marks the transcript as partial.
UUUCCGCUCACCCGUCAGGCUCCGCGCAGGAAGAUCAUCAUGCACGUCGGGCCCACCAACAGCGGCAAGACCUACAACGCCCUGCGCGCCCUCGCCGCCGCAGAGUACGGCAUCUACGCUGGCCCUCUCCGUCUCCUCGCACACGAGAUCUUCGAGCGGCUCAACAACGGCCAGAUCGUUCCUCUGGGUCAGGACCCCGACGCGGACGCGGAGCCCGACGAGGACAUCAACCUCGAUGUAGCCCCGAACGGCGAGAAGCCUGCCGUUCAGAAGAAGGGAAACAAGCGGUACGUACGCGCAUGCAAUCUCCUCACGGGCGAAGAGCAGCGAACUGUGGAAGAGGGAGCGGGCUUGCUGAGUUGCACGGUGGAGAUGACGCCGGGCGGUGCGAUGCAGUACGACGUCGCGGUCGUUGACGAAAUUCAGAUGAUCGCAGACCCCGAGCGAGGUCCGGCAUGGUCGUCGGCAUUGCUCUCACUAAACGCCAAGGAAAUCCAUCUGUGUGGAGAAGAGACAGCAGUGCCAGUCGUCGAAAGUAUCGUGCGUGACACUGGCGACGAGCUCGAGGUCAAUCGGUACCAGCGUCUCUCACCGCUCACUGUCGCGCAAGAAUCUCUGAACGGCGACUUUUCCAAGGCACGCAAGGGCGACUGCUUUAUCGCGUUUUCACGUUCUCGCAUCUUCGAGGUCAAGAAAGAAAUUGAACGGGCGACUAAGAUGAAGUGCGCCGUGGCAUAUGGCAGACUGCCUCCCGAAUUGCGAACAGAACAGGCUUCUCUAUUCAACAAGCCGGAUACUGGCUACGAUAUCAUGGUCGGGACGGACGCCAUCGGCAUGGGUCUCAACUUAAAAAUCAAGCGUAUUGUCUUCGACACAACAACUAAAUGGAAUGGGCAUGAGAUGGCGCCGCUGAGCCUGUCGUCGAUCAAGCAGAUUGCUGGUCGUGCGGGGCGCUUCGGGAUGCACGACGACAACGACGCAAGCGGCGUGGCCACCACUCUCUGGGAGAAUGACUUGCCUGUGGUCGCGGACGCCCUCCGGGCUACUGCACAGCCCAUCAAGUACGCGCGCAUCCACCCCACACAAGAGCGGUUCGAGCAGGUUGUGCAGGUACUCCCGGCGGGCACGCCGCUGUCCGCGGCCGAGCUGGUCUUUGGGUACGUCUCGCGGAUACACCCCUCGUUUGAGAUGCAGAACGUGCGCGACAUCGCGCAAGCGUUCGACAUCGUCGAUAAGACGGCCGGGGGGCUCACGCUCGGCGACCGCCACCUGCUGCGGCUCGCACCCAUCCAGUGGCGGGACCCGGAAAUGCUCGAGAUGACGUCGCACCUAAUACGGAUCUACACGCAGUCCUUGGCCGUGGACUACCGCCAGCUCCUCAAGGCGACGGGCGUGCAGAAGAUCCUCAAAGAGAUCGAGGACGCGGAGUGCAUGGGCAAUCGGCCGCCCGCGUGGGGCCUUUCGGCCCUUGAGUUGGCGCACAAGGUGGUCAUCGUCUACCUCUGGCUCAGUUACCGCAACCCGGUCGCAUUUUCCCAGCGCACGCAGAUGGCAGAGGUCAAGCACAAGAUGGAGAAGCUCAUGGAGUGGUGUCUC